ACUUAUCAGGAACAUAUUUAUAUUUUUAGCUGUUUAAUAGUGAAUAACGCGUUUUCCUUAAUAAAUACACUUUAAUUUGAAACAAAUCACAAAUAUCUAUUAACAAAUUUAGCCCUAAACUCCCAGCAAAAUGGUUAAAGGAAAGAAGACAGCAACAAAUGCUGGCAUGCAACUGAAGUUGGAAAAUCAAAGAGAACUAGAACAUCGCCUUGAAGUGGAGAGAUUAAAGCAAUUGGAAAGCAGCAGCUCAACAAUAUCCGACACUGACUCCACCGAAUCAUAUAUAUCCUUCUAUGAAGCCAGCGUGGAGGAAGCAACAAAAAAUAUCCUCGAAACUCUAUGUGAUAGCGAUACGGAGUCAUUGCAGGAAGAAGAACCUGAUUAUUUGGAACGUAAAACAUUGCUGGAAAAAACAGACUUUUUUGUUGGUUUCAGGGAAGUGCCCAAUGUUGAUAAUAUUUCGCAGGAUAUAUCGGUGGCUUCCAUAGCCAUAGAAAAGACGGUUCUAAAAGAUGGUCCUUCUAAGGAUACGGGGAAAUUUGUAAAUCCCUUGACGGGACAAGAUAUAAGAUACAGCGUAGAAUCUGUGGCUGUCUCAAGUGAGGACCACAAAGAUGUUGAAGAAGUGGAAGAAGAGCAAUUACAAGAAUCUCUUAAAGAUAUAUCGCAGGACAGUGAAUUAUUAAUACCAGUUGAUGCCUUGGAUCUCGAAGAAGAUAUAAAGAGACCCACUAUCAUGGAGGAUACUUUUGAAGCAUUUCUAGAAUACGAUUUACAACCCCAGUUAGUAGUUGCUGAAGAAAUCAAUUGGGAAGCUUUAGCUCGCGAAGAAGAAGCCAAUCGAUUACAAGCUAAUUCUCACAAAUUUUUAAACGAACUGAUUAAUAAAGCGGUAGAAAUUGCGGAAUAUGCCAGUCCCGAGAGAAUACUUCAACAAAAUCUUGAUAAACGCAAACUUCUCAUAGAUCUGGCCAACAAAUUUCCAGUUUACUAUACAGAAAAAUCUUGCUGUGGAUUUCUGAAUCGUCAAAUUGUGCAACAUUUUCGACGGAAAAAAUCUUUUCGUUCCAUAAUGGAAGACAAUCCAAAAACCUUGCAACAAGAUAAACAAAAAUUAAAUAAUGCUAAAACGCAUUUAGAUGAAAUUAUGGCAAAAGAAAUGAAAUUAUUGAGUUCUUCGAAAAAUCUCCAUGAAGAACUAAAAGCUCAAUAUGAACAAUUGAAAGAGGAGGGAGAAUCAAAGAUUAAAAUAUUUGAGAGUAAGGUGAGGAAACAGUUGGGACGUGACAAUUGGCCGAAGAUGAAUGUGAUCAUUGAUCAAUUGUUGCUGAGAAUGAAUAAAUAUCGUAAUGAAGUGAGUGAAGUAAGAUUUGCACUGUUUUUGCAGCAGCACACUCAGGCUAGGUUAACAGAAUUAUUAAGCAAAUUAGAAGACUUGGGAAAUGGUUUAAACAUGAACGACUUCAGCAAUUUACAAGCGGAAACUCAGGCACUAGACAAGAAAAUAGAAGAACGAAAUGCUGAACUAAACAAACUUUACACGCACUGCCGCAACGAUCUCCAUACAUUAGCCCAUUAUAGGCAAAAACAAGAAAUGCUUUGUAGCACUAUUACCAUACAAAGUUCCUUCUUAGAUACUUUAGUGGAGAAUAAAAGUGUGCUUAGGGAACGUUUGCAUGUUUUAAAAUUAAAACGCAAUCGCCUGCAUGCUCAAAUAAAAAAGCUAAGUGCUCAAGGUGGCCUUUUGGACAAACCGGUUCUGAUGUUCGAUUAUGACAACACUGUGGAACGUGGUCGGCAGCAAAAAGAAAUUGUUAAUAAUUUGAGAGGAACGUUGCGUUUGACUCAAAGAAAAAUCGACGAAAUAGUUAAGCAAUAUUUAGCUAAACAAAAAUAAUUAAU
Calliphora vicina (urban bluebottle blowfly) is the source of this 1902-nucleotide messenger RNA. RefSeq lists its product as uncharacterized. The transcript has 4 exons. NCBI's taxonomy places the organism in Eukaryota, Metazoa, Arthropoda, Insecta, Diptera, Calliphoridae. Gene Ontology annotation, biological process: cilium assembly. Bases 131 to 1897 code for a protein of 588 amino acids. The record is from RefSeq and is a predicted model, not a curated record. Gene Ontology annotation, cellular component: axoneme; ciliary basal body.